UGCACCACACGAUCAACCCGGACCCACUGACCCGACCCAUCCACGAAUCUGGAAACUCCCACCGUUCUCUCUCUCAUCUCUUUGCUCCACAUUUCAAUUUUUUUAAAAAAUUUGAAAAAAGAUUCAAAAGAUUUAAAUUUUUAUAUAAUACCUUGCCCCCGCUCUUCCUAAAUUCCAGAGUAGUAAGCUCAGAGUUACAAAACCCAAAAAAUAAAUAUAUAAAUAAAUAAAUAAAAUUUGCAGAUCUUCAUCAUCGAACUGUUUUGAACUUGGUAGCCGGGAAAUUCCAACAUUGAGAUCCAUCGGACGGCCGAGGAUGGACGAAGAGUGCACGACGCCGAAGGGGAGAGAAUGCCGGAUUCCGGUGGUGUACGUGUGCCCGCCGCCUCCGAAGAAGAAAACGGCUUGCGGAACGAAAAGGGACCCACCGAAGAACGGGUAUUUCCAGCCGCCUGAUCUUGAUGCUCUGUUCGUUAUUCCUACCAGACGCCAAGCCUGCGCUUAGUAGUUAUCAGUUAGCAUUGCUUCUGUUUUUUUUUUUUUUUCAGAUUUAUUCCUUGAAUUCAAGAUGUUUGAGAAAAAAAGGUAUUUUGGGUUUUGGUGUAUAUAUAGAUGUAGUUUUUGGGAAAUUGUUUUUAUUAUCAUUAAUUCCUUUGUUUUUCUUAAUAUAUAAGCAUGCAUUAAUUCGUU
This is a messenger RNA of Ziziphus jujuba (common jujube), 690 nucleotides long. RefSeq names its product cyclin-dependent protein kinase inhibitor SMR4. The transcript has a single exon. Gene Ontology annotation, biological process: regulation of DNA endoreduplication. The coding region runs from base 317 to 505 and encodes 62 amino acids. The record is from RefSeq and is a predicted model, not a curated record. Lineage: Eukaryota; Viridiplantae; Streptophyta; Magnoliopsida; Rosales; Rhamnaceae.